Didymella exigua CBS 183.55 is the source of this 1755-nucleotide messenger RNA. Its product is annotated as pH-response transcription factor pacC/RIM101. Gene Ontology annotation, cellular component: nucleus. Gene Ontology annotation, biological process: positive regulation of transcription by RNA polymerase II. NCBI's taxonomy places the organism in Eukaryota, Fungi, Ascomycota, Dothideomycetes, Pleosporales, Didymellaceae. The coding region runs from base 1 to 1755 and encodes 584 amino acids. The transcript is spliced from 3 exons. The record is from RefSeq and is a predicted model, not a curated record.
AUGAGCAGCGUAGAACAACAAGCACCCGUGCCGGCUGCGGCCACGACACCGCAGCAGCAGCCUUUGGGCACCCCCACACAACAAAACGCGCCCACACCUGCGUCUGUUGCGAACUCAGGCGGCGACCAGCUUGUCUGCCAGUGGCAAACCUGCGGCGAGCGUCUGCCUUCCGCUGAGCAGCUUUACGAUCACGUUUGCGAGCGCCAUGUUGGUCGCAAGAGCACCAACAACCUAAACCUGACAUGCCAGUGGGGAAAUUGCCGUACUACGACUGUAAAGCGUGACCACAUCACGUCUCACAUUCGUGUUCACGUUCCCCUGAAGCCUCACAAGUGCGAUUUCUGCGGCAAGGCUUUCAAGCGCCCCCAGGAUUUGAAGAAGCACGUCAAGACCCACGCUGAUGACUCUGUUUUGCUUCGCUCACCCGAGCCCAACCGUGGCGGUCCUCAUGGUGCCUCAGGCUACCCAGGCCAGAGCGGCAAGCUCGUUGCUGACUUGCAGGCACUUGCCGCUACAGCGAGUGGAUAUCAGUACCCUGAAGGUGCCCUUGGACAAGGCGCAUAUGGCCAGCAACACCCUGGAGGUGCCCCCGCCGGAUUCUACGGAGGCCCACCACAGAACUCAGCCUAUGGCCCAGUUUACUACGCCGUCAACCAGACGCAGCAGUUGAGCAACGACUACGAGAUCCGUAAGCGUGCAGCUUAUGAUGCAUUGAACGAAUUCUUUGGCGAUGCCAAGCGCCGUGCCAUUGAUCCGUCCACCUACUACGACGUUGGUCAGCGCCUGAUGGGUCUCCAGGGCGUCCAGCUCCCCGUUCUCGGUGGCUACCAGUCUCAUGGCAUGUCUGAGUACGGCCACGGCGGCACUAUGGUCGCCCAGGCCUCGCACCCUCCAAUGCACCACCCCUACUCGCUCCCUCUUCCCAACCUGAGGACGAAGAGCGAUCUUUUGAACAUUGACCAGUUCUUGGAGCAGCUCCAGAGCACUGUUUACGAGAACCCCAACCAAGCUGCGGCUGCUGGUGUCCAACAAGCUGGUGCUCACUACGUCCAUACCGGUGCUGGAGGCUACCGCUCAAGUCACUCACCACCUGGCUUGUCGAGCAGCCACUCCCAGUCUUCGCACACAACUGCUGGUCCUAACGACACACCUGCUCUCACACCGGCUUCCAGCGUUCUGUCGUACAGCUCUCAGCACUCACCCGGUGCUUCCAGCGGUGUCUCACCCACAUCAAGGUCAUCGAUUGGCAGCAUGUACCCUACUCUUCCGUCAGUCAGCGCCAUGUCUGACAUGUCUGCCGCCGCUCCUUCGUCUGGUCUUGCUCCUGCUUUCGAUGCUGAUGGUCGCCGGAGAUUCUCCGGCAAUCUUCUCCAGAAGGCUGCUCCAGGAAGCGAUGACGAGAUGGACACUGGCUCUGAUGGUUCCAACAGGUCUCGCCGCAACUCUGAGCAAGACACCCUCCAUCACGACGUCAAUCAGCUCGCUAUCCACUCGCCCAAGGUCGACCCUGCUCUUCGCUCACCUAGUGUUGUGUCGGAUACUCCCACAGAGACACCCAAUGACUCCCAGAACUGGGUUGAGAACAUUCGCGUAAUCGAGAGGCUCAGGGCUUGGCUCAAGGAGCGUCUCGACACUAGCGAUUUCGUGGACGAGGACGAGGAGAACGACACUAAGUCGGAGCACCGCACCAUUGAGGACGAAGAUGAGCACAACCUCUACCCUGUCCUUCGCGCUGUGCAAGAAGGUCGGGAGUAA